UCUCUUUCCAACCCAAAGUCAGAGCCACCAUUAUUUAAUUUUUCGCUGUUUUUCUUCCUCAAUGAUGAGCGAGUUUUUGGGCAUGGGGGACUGGGAUUUGCAGUCUGUGGUUAGGGGAUGCGCCAUUAAUGAAGCUUCCUCCGCCGCUUUCAUGGACACUUCGUUGCCUUGCUUCGGCCCCUUGGCGAUUCAACAAGACGAACUUCUCUUCAGCUUCCCCGACUUCUUUGAAACUACCACUGUUUUGGACGAAUUGGAGCAGUUGUACAAGCCUUUCUACCCUGUUCUGCAACCGCUUUCUCCCGUACGAACAGCUGCCGCGCCCUCCAUUUCCAUGGAAGACCCAAAGAAGAUGAAAGAGCAGGACCAUCUUCCUGGCUCUGCUGACAAUGGUGGCGGUGGCCCUGGUUCUCACGGGGCUAAACCCAAGAAAAGCAGGAAGAGCCAGCAAAAACGAGUGGUGCAACAUGUAACAGCCGAGGGUCUGUCUUCGGAUGUGUGGGCUUGGCGUAAAUAUGGGCAGAAACCCAUUAAGGGUUCGCCUUAUCCAAGGAGUUAUUACAGGUGCAGUAGUUUAAAGGGGUGUUUGGCGAGAAAACAAGUGGAGAGGAGCCGAACAGAUCCGGAGAUUUUCAUUGUGACCUACACAGCUGAACACAGCCAUUCUCAUCCAACUCGCCGGAAUUCCCUCGCCGGAAUCACCAGAAACAAGUUCUCCACACCUAAAAAACCCAGCAAAGCCGAGCCGCCCAGCACACCAACAACAGUGGCCAAUGAUUCGUCCUCUUCUCCAAUUUCAACUUCCGAUCUCUCUGCAACAACCCCUUUAAUGUCCGCCAUGGAAGAUGAGUUGCAGCCAUAUGUAAGCCAACAAGAGACCCGAGGAGAAGAAGAUCAGAAGCUAAACGAGAGGAAUAACACCAACGAGGUUCACAUCUCUGAUGAGAUACUGAACAACGAUUUCUUCCUGGGCCUGGAGGACAUGGACUUUUCUGUACAGUUCCCGUCUUCUUUUCCUCAACCUUGGUUCGCCGCAACUGCCGCCGGCGGUUGCUGAUUCCACCACACACGACAUGGGAUGUUACUCGUUAAAUUUUCCCUUUAACCUUUUGUUCCAAUACUUGUUUCUCUCUCUCUCCAUCUCCAUUUUCUUUUACUGUUAACUUCUGGUUUUGUAAAUGGUAUCAGACAUUAGACAAGAGGAAAGAUGAAUAUUGUACAUCUGAGAAUGAUAUUUUAUGUAACAAGUUGGAUAGUUAGUUUCCCAA
Messenger RNA from Vitis riparia (riverbank grape), 1268 nucleotides. Its product is annotated as WRKY transcription factor 22-like. NCBI's taxonomy places the organism in Eukaryota, Viridiplantae, Streptophyta, Magnoliopsida, Vitales, Vitaceae. Gene Ontology annotation, molecular function: transcription cis-regulatory region binding; DNA-binding transcription factor activity. Bases 62 to 1057 code for a protein of 331 amino acids. The transcript is spliced from 3 exons. Gene Ontology annotation, cellular component: nucleus. Gene Ontology annotation, biological process: regulation of DNA-templated transcription. The record is from RefSeq and is a predicted model, not a curated record.